Messenger RNA from Ipomoea nil (Japanese morning glory), 1632 nucleotides. RefSeq lists its product as uncharacterized. The transcript has 3 exons. NCBI's taxonomy places the organism in Eukaryota, Viridiplantae, Streptophyta, Magnoliopsida, Solanales, Convolvulaceae. Bases 1 to 1632 code for a protein of 543 amino acids. The record is from RefSeq and is a predicted model, not a curated record.
AUGGUAUCAGAGCGAAAUCGGAGCUAUGCCGCUGCUGUGGUGACAGGCGAUGCAACCGAAGAGGGAACCUCAACCGGCAAUCCAUCACCUCCGGCGAAUCAGCAUCCAGUAACUUUGAAUCAAAGGAAUGAGGAGUUCGAUGAUCCGUAUUAUCUUCACAUCACAGAAAAUCCAAAUUUAGUUUUGGUUUCUCCUCCCCUCUCCGAGCUCAACUAUGCUUCAUGGAGCAGGUCCAUGAAGAUAGCUCUGGAAGUUAAAAACAAGUACAGCUUCGUUGAUGGAACAAUUCCUAAUCCAGGAGAGUCAGAUCCGAGAUAUCCAGUGUGGAAGAGGUGCAAUAACAUAGUUUGUUCCUGGAUUCUGAAAUCGCUGAAUUCAACCAUAGCUGAGAGUGUCUUGUACUAUGAAAUGGCAGCAAAUAUCUGGAGUGCUUUUAAGAAGAGAUACUCACAAUCGGAUCCUCACAAGAUAGCUGAGUUGCAGAAUGAAAUCUUCAGAAAUCUGCAAGGUAAUAGAUCUAUAAACGAGUAUUUCACUAAGUGUAAUGGUCUAUGGGAACAGCUAAAUUCUAUGAGGCCUUUACCUGUUUGUGAGUGUCGACCUAGAUGCUCAUGUACUCCACUUAGCAAAAUUCAGAAAGAGAGAGAGGAUGACAAAGUCAUCAGGUUCCUAGAGGGCCUAACUGAUGAAUAUGAGUCUAUUAAGACUAGUGUCUUGGUUAUGGAUUCAAUUCCUUCUGUGGAAAAGGUCCUUCACAUGGCUUUGAAGUUAGAAAGGAAGAUCAAAGGCACUAUUAAUCAAAGGAACACUGAUCUGAUUCAAUCUAAUGCUGUUCAGAAUCAGCCUACAGAUGAUCAAAACCUGGUAGCAGCCUCCAGUAUAAAUAACAGAAAGAGGUAUGGAAAUAAUGGAGGGAAGAACAUACCUAAGUGUACUUAUUGCAACAUGAGUGGCCACACUGUGGAAAAAUGUUACAAAAAGCAUGGUUAUCCUCCAGGCUGGAUUCCAGGAUAUAAAACUAGAAACAAGAAUAGUGUUGAUACUCCAAGUUCUGUUAACCAAAUUGGUGAUAUAGGGAUAUCAACAGAUCAGCUUCAGAAAUUGUUGACACUUCUGCAAGGUCAAAACCAAGGGAAUCAAGCUGAUAGCCAAUCCUCUAGUAAUGCUGCCAUCACAGUAACCAAGCCAGGGAUGAGAUCAGAUUUCAGAAGUCACUCUGAGGAACUGAAUGAAGGCAGGUUUAUUUCUAACUUGCAUAUCAAUGAUGAUUUACACUCUCAUGCUGUGUGGAUACUUGAUUCAGGAGCUACAGAUCACAUAACUUGUUCCUUAGAAUACCUUGAAAAUUACUAUAAAGUGCAAGGUACCUCUGUCAAAUUGCCCAAUGGAGAAGCUGUGGAUGGGCCUCAUGGGACAGUGACUGGUUUUGCUAAGGAAAGAGGUGGCUUGUAUCUGCUUACUGAUCCUCCUGUUGGAAGAAAGAAGUCUCAAGUUAAUAAGCUUGCUGAAUGUAAUAGUGUGUCUCUAGAAGUCUGGCAUCAUAGACUAGGACACUACCCCUUGAAUAAGAUACAAUCCUUGAAAGGAAUAAAUCAUGUUAUAUGCAAAACUUCUGAUUUUUUGCCUCUUUGA